Messenger RNA from Aplosporella prunicola CBS 121167, 324 nucleotides. RefSeq lists its product as uncharacterized. The record is from RefSeq and is a predicted model, not a curated record. Gene Ontology annotation, molecular function: oxidoreductase activity. Lineage: Eukaryota; Fungi; Ascomycota; Dothideomycetes; Botryosphaeriales; Aplosporellaceae. The transcript is spliced from 2 exons. Bases 1 to 324 code for a protein of 107 amino acids.
AUGCCCGUCUUCACCACCAUCCUCUAUCCCUCGGCCUCCGAUGCCACCUUCGACCUCGACUAUUACCUGAACAAGCAUAUGCCCAUGGUGCAGGAGCACUUUGGCCCCCACGGCAUGAAGGGCUGGAAGGUGCAGAAGCUCGUCGGCACCGCCUCCGGCAAGGGCUCUCCCUACAGCAUCACCUGCGCCCUCGAGUUCGGCACCAAGGAGGAAUUCGACAACGCCCUCAAGGCCGGCGCCGAGCCCGUCAUGGCCGACAUCCCCAACUUCAGCAACAAGGACCCCAUCUUCCUCGUCGGCGAGCAGGUCGGCGCGAGCUCGUAA